Messenger RNA from Pyricularia oryzae 70-15, 904 nucleotides. Its product is annotated as catechol O-methyltransferase. The transcript is spliced from 4 exons. The record is from RefSeq and is a predicted model, not a curated record. Gene Ontology annotation, molecular function: O-methyltransferase activity. Lineage: Eukaryota; Fungi; Ascomycota; Sordariomycetes; Magnaporthales; Pyriculariaceae. Bases 7 to 807 code for a protein of 266 amino acids.
UUCACAAUGAGCAUCACCCUCAAUGCCCAAGACUUUACAGGCGUGGCCUACGCAGAACAAGAGGAAGUCUACUUCAACGAUGGCCGCGAAAAGGAGCUUUUGGACUAUGUCCUCAACCACCCAUCAGUGUCAGAAAUAAGGGGCCACCCACAGAGGGUCCUCGACGUGAUUGACGAGUUUGGCCGCAAUCAAAAGUAUCUGAUGAACAUUGGGGAGUACAAAGGCAGGACAGUCCGCGAAAUCAUCUACAAGCACAAGCCGGCGACCAUGGUAGAGCUUGGAGGGUACGUUGGCUACUCGGCUGUUGCCUUUGCGGCUGCUGCCAGAGAAGCCGGUGGCGAGCGAUAUAUCAGCAUCGAGCAUAACCCUUACUUUGCCCACGUCAUUGAGAAGAUGGUUGAGCUUGCUGGACUGAAGGAGUUUGUAACUGUUGUGGUGGGCGACAGCACGGAGGCGUUGAAGGGACUACACAACAACGGGACGCUCAAGCACAUUGAUUUGUUGUUUCUGGAUCAUCUCAAGCCGCUCUAUACGCAGGAUCUGCAGCUAUGUGAGGAGCUGGAGCUUGUUGGGCCUGGCACCGUCCUCGCUGCUGAUAACGUGGUCAAGCCUGGCAACCCGCCGUAUUUGCGAUACGUUAGAAGUACCGUGGCCGAGAAGCGCGAUGCAAAGGCCAAAGCGAUGCACAUGGACGCCACAGGUAACCCGAACCUCAUAUACGAGAGCCAAUUCGUGGAAGGAUGGGAGCCCAGUGGAGUACCUGAUGCUCUAGAGAUUACCCAUUGUGUUGGUAUUGAGAGCUAUUGACCUGUUUAUAUCAUUAUGUGCGCACACAAGAAAGCUUUGCCAGAGAGGUUACCCUGCCCAGUGCCCAUAUAUAAUAACAAAUGUAACGAUCUCUGGC